Molecule: messenger RNA, 705 nt
Organism: Rhineura floridana
Lineage: Eukaryota; Metazoa; Chordata; Lepidosauria; Squamata; Rhineuridae
Product: protocadherin-9-like
Exons: 4
Coding region: 1-705 (234 amino acids)
Source: RefSeq, a predicted model, not a curated record
AUGUCCACAGCAAAAGGCUGUGUUGAAAGAAAAGGGUCUUCACAUUCAAAAGAAGCCGGAAGACCACAGACACCAUUAAAAGAGACAAGUCUAGAGUCCUGGACUCAGCCACAGUCACAGCGCCGAGUCACAUUUCAUCUACCAGAUGGCUCUCAGGAAAGCUGCAGUGACAGUGGGCUAGGAGACCAUGAACCCAGCAGCACCACCAGCAUGGCACAUCCAUUACCACUUGGUUUCCCGCAAGAGGAGUACUAUGAACAGACAUCACCCAACAGUCGGACAGAGGGAGAUGGCAAUUCGGAUCCAGAGUCCACUAUUGAGGUAAACCUCCAGAAAGCUCUCGCCGAAGCUUCUGAAACCUGCACGCAGGAAUGUCUCAUCCUCGGCCAUUCUGACAAUUGCUGGAUGCCUCCUUCGUUGACACAAUACCAGCAGUCCAACCCUCCUUUGCCAGCUUUCGGCUUCCAGCAAGGAUGGGGACGAGGAGCCAUGCCAGAGGGAAGACACACCCUUGGAAGGCCCCUUCCCAAGGAUGAUACUGACAAAGGCCAAGGGGGACCCAGGCCACAGUUCUACAACACUUGUGAAAGACAUUGCACUAGCGAAGACCCAGUCAAAGUCAUUCCUCUUGCAAACUUCAUCCCAGCCCAGGCAACGCCCAUGUCUGUGAAAAAUGCCACUUUGAUCCAUGAGCACCAGCUAUAA